UCUCGCGGCAACCGUUCGCUUUACACUUACGACUGAAUCUCGCGCUCGCAUAACGGAAAAUUUGCUUACAAAAUCGUUGCGGUCUUUUUGCAGUGUUCAAAAUCUGCAUAUAAGAAAAAUUCCAUUUGGUGCUGAACUAGUGUGACGCAACACUUACUAUCGUGCGUUUUCAGUUGUGAACUUUCCUUGAUGCAUUGAUAUAUUUGCUUAGAAUUUCUAGCCCCAUUACCUAUUCCGACUCGUGUGAGAUCGGGAAUAGGUUAAGCCAUACGAUAUAAGUGCGACUAAGAAUAUGGGGACGUUGUAAGAUUGUGUGUUCAGGUGUGAGAAAAAAUCCUGUCAGAUUAAUCAUGAGAAAAGAAAAUGGCCUCAUCAGUUAUCAAAGAAAUUAAGAAAACUGUGCCUGAACAGUUUCAUCAUCAAGUAGAAAGCAUAUUUGAGACCUCUUUGGAGUAUGUGGAGAAAACUUCAAAUGAAUAUGAAGGGAAUCCAAAGAGAUUCCACCAUGGUGGGGCAAGGUCGAGUGUUGCGACCCCUUCGAAGGAAAAAAACAAAGAGAGUGAGAUUGAGGCCUCUAACUUGGCCAUUGCCAGGGUCAUGAUGCAGUUAUGGUCGCCACAGAUGUUUCGAUAUGCUGAGAAUCUGAUCUUGAAGGAAGCUGUCAAAGAGAAGUACUUUGAAGAAAAAGAUUUCAAAUUUAUCUGCGUAUUUAAUGAAGAUACAGAGGAAAGUGAAAACAUCAAUUGGCUGAUUCAGGAUCAAGAUGAUGUCAUCAUCGAUCUAGUGUGGAAUAUUUUUAAUCUGAAAGCUCACUUUGAUGGCGUACAUAUUCAUCGUAUGCUUAUUAAAAAAAGUUAUGAAAGGUUAAAGCCUUUUUUAACUACUCUACACCCUGAGAUUAUUGAACGUCAUGACCUGAGUAAAUAUGCUUUCAGCCAAGCAAUUGGCUACACGCUGAAAUUUAUUCACAAAUCUUCACACCCCAUUUGGAGAGCUGCUUGCGAUCUUCACCUCAAGUAUGAACCUCAUCAUCCUCAGGCUUGGUGCAAAAAUAGAAACUCCAAAGCAAAACUUCAAAUGCUGGAAAAAUGGCUGCAAGCGUCAAGUGAAAUUCAUAGUGACUGCAUGUAUGGAAUUAAUUUAUCAAUGCUGAAUUUGGAGGAUGGCUAUUUACCUUUGCCAUUUUUGCUAGAAAGUUAUGUCGAUAUGAUUGCUAUUGAAUGGGAAAGAAAGAAAGGUAAAAGUGAAAAUAUCAGUGAUAGUGAACUUGUUUAUAUGGAAGAAAAGUUUUUAAUGCGAUAUAACAAGGAACAACGGAAAAAUAUUUUUGAAUUUGUGAACGUAGUCAUAUCAUCAGAUAACUCUUGGAGAAAUGUGAUUCUGAGUGAGAGGGAACAAACACUCAUGAAGACACUACCUGAAAAAGAUAGAGGCCCAUUAUUGUUCAGAAUUGAAAAAUGUAAAAAUCAGGAACUUCAACGGCAAAGGAAAAAGCUUGCAGGAGCCGAGUCUCUGGAAAAUAAUGAUGUUCCAAAAGAAGUACUGGAAAAGGCUUCUGAUUUUUCUUUUUAUUACAACAUUGCUUUGGUCAUCAUGGACAUUUGGGAUCCAAAGUACAGGAAGCUCAUUGAGUAUCUCAUAUUAAGGAAAGCAAUCAAAGAUGCUUUCAUUGAGGAGACUCACCUCCCGUGGAUAUAUUUUGCAGAGGAAUCAGAGGGAAGUGAAGAAAAUCCCCCCACCUCUCAAACUGGCAACAUCACAGAGUAUGAAGACAUAGUUAAGUUAGUUUGGGAAGAAUAUAAAAUGAGGGAACAUUUCUCUCAGAUGAAAGACCAUCGCUUUUGGCUUAAGAAAAGUUAUCAGCGUUUGUCCAAAUUCUUCCCAGAGUUACCAGAGGAGGUCAUUGAGCGUCACGACCUCUCAAAAUUUGCGUUUUCACAAGCUGUAGGUUAUACACUGAGAUGGGUUCAUGACAUUAACUCCCCAGUUUGGACAAGGGCUUGUGAUUUGCACCUAAAUAAAGAACCUCAUCAUCCGCAGAUGUGGCAAAUUCACCAUGGCUCUUCAUAUAAACGCAAAUGCUUAGAAGCAUAUCUUUGUCUUCAUUCAGGAGGAAAUAAUUAUGGCCUCGUUGUGAACCACCUGGACCUGACAUCAGAGAGUAUGGCUGUUAUGUUUCUUCAAGAGAGUUUUUUGGAUAUGGUUGCUGUUGAAUGGGAGAGAAAGAAAGAUAAAAAAGAUGAUUUGAAUUACACUGAACUUGUAUACAUGGAAGAAAGAACUCUUAAUCGAUACUGUUUGAAGGAUAAAGACUAUGUAGUGAACCUAAUGGAAAAAAUCCGGUCUGCUGAUAGCAAUGAAUAAAUAUGGUUUUUCAAA
Messenger RNA from Macrobrachium nipponense, 2379 nucleotides. RefSeq lists its product as uncharacterized. Bases 364 to 2364 code for a protein of 666 amino acids. The transcript has 2 exons. NCBI's taxonomy places the organism in Eukaryota, Metazoa, Arthropoda, Malacostraca, Decapoda, Palaemonidae. The record is from RefSeq and is a predicted model, not a curated record.